Molecule: messenger RNA, 2359 nt
Organism: Dromiciops gliroides (monito del monte)
Lineage: Eukaryota; Metazoa; Chordata; Mammalia; Microbiotheria; Microbiotheriidae
Gene: CDKAL1
Product: CDK5 regulatory subunit associated protein 1 like 1
Biological process (GO): tRNA methylthiolation
Cellular component (GO): endoplasmic reticulum
Molecular function (GO): tRNA (N(6)-L-threonylcarbamoyladenosine(37)-C(2))-methylthiotransferase activity; 4 iron, 4 sulfur cluster binding
Source: RefSeq, a predicted model, not a curated record
GAUGGGAACUGAGCUUCCAAGAGGCCGGAGCCGUCUUCCUCUUGAGACAGAUACCGAGCCUCCCAUGGCUCAGGGCCGCGCGCGCGUUUCCUCCUCUCUUCACCCAGCUUCCCGGUACAGGGGAGGGCCAGGGGUCGUCUUGGGGGCGUGGGAAAAGCGUCGCGAACCCCGGCUGGAGGCUCGAGGACUCCCUGCGUGCCUGCAAAUCUUUGUCGAUCAAGAGGACGUCAGACAAAUUGCAGUAAUUCAAGAUGCCUGCUGCAUCUUGUGAUUCACCACUUGAAGACAUAGAAGAUAUUGUAUCAAGAGAAGAUUCAAAGCCUCAUGAUAGAUAUUUUUCAAGAAAAAGCAUUGUUCCAAAGGUGCGAAUACGUAAUACCCAAAAAUGUUGAGAGGAAGAUGAUCCACCAAAUGAUAGCACUAUUCCUGGUAUUCAGAAAAUUUGGAUACGGACAUGGGGUUGUUCUCACAAUAAUUCAGAUGGAGAAUAUAUGGCUGGUCAACUAGCUGCUUAUGGAUAUAAAAUUACAGAAAAUCCAUCAGAAGCAGAUUUGUGGCUGCUAAAUAGUUGCACAGUGAAAAAUCCAGCUGAAGAUCACUUUAGAAACUCAAUUAAAAAAGCUCAAGAGGAAGACAAGAAAGUGGUUUUAGCUGGAUGUGUUCCUCAAGCGCAACCUCGUCAGGACUACCUUAAAGGCCUGAGUAUCAUAGGGGUUCAGCAAAUAGAUCGUGUAGUAGAAGUUGUGGAGGAAACCAUUAAAGGUCACUCUGUGAGACUCCUGGGUCAAAAAAAAUCUAAUGGAAAACGUCUUGGGGGAGCUCGAUUGGAUUUGCCAAAGAUAAGAAAAAAUCCACUGAUAGAAAUCAUUUCUAUCAAUACAGGGUGCCUCAAUGCUUGUACCUACUGCAAAACCAAGCAUGCCAGAGGAAAUUUGGCCAGUUAUCCAAUUGAUGAACUUGUAGAUAGAGCCAAACAGUCUUUUCAAGAGGGUGUCUGUGAGAUAUGGCUGACCAGUGAAGACACAGGGGCUUAUGGCAGAGAUAUUGGCACUGACCUCCCUACAUUGCUGUGGAAACUAGUUGAAGUGAUUCCUGAGGGAGCUAUGCUGAGAGUUGGCAUGACAAAUCCUCCCUAUAUUUUAGAGCAUCUGGAGGAAAUGGCAAAAAUCCUCAAUCAUCCAAGAGUCUAUGCUUUUCUGCAUAUACCAGUACAAUCUGCUUCUGACAGUGUGUUAAUGGAAAUGAAAAGAGAAUACUGUGUGGCAGACUUUAAACGAGUAGUGGAUUUUCUGAAAGAAAAAGUUCCAGGAAUAACUAUUGCUACAGAUAUCAUCUGCGGUUUUCCUGGAGAAACAGAUCAAGAUUUUCAAGAAACACUGAAACUGGUUGGAGAAUAUAAGUUUCCCAGCCUUUUUAUUAAUCAAUUUUAUCCACGACCAGGGACCCCUGCUGCAAAAAUGCAACAAGUUCCAGCACAUGUGAAGAAGCAACGUACAAAAGACCUUUCUCAGCUGUUUCAUUCCUAUAAUCCAUAUGAUCAUAAGAUUGGUGAAAGACAACAAGUGCUGGUAACAGAAGAAUCUUUUGAUUCCAAGUUUUAUGUUGCACACAAUCAAUUCUACGAACAGGUGCUUGUGCCAAAGAACCCCAUGUUCAUGGGGAAAAUGGUUGAAGUGGACAUUUAUGAAUCAGGAAAACACUUUAUGAAGGGACAGCCGGUGUCCAAUGCCAAGGUGUAUACCCCAUCCAUCAGUCAACCAUUAGCAAAGGGAGAAGUUUCCGGUUUAACAGAGGAGUUCAGACAUGUGCUUGAAAAUGGCUCAAGAACAAAAGCAAACAUGUCUGCAGAGACUCUGGAAAAAUCAUUGAGUUCCAGGCUAGGCUUACGGAUCCUCUGGACACUGCAAGAUGGUGGGCUGAAGGCAUUCUCAGUGGGCUUGGUUCUGCUAGCUCUUCUGGUUGCUUUCUUUAUGAAAACACAUCAGUAGAACACCCAACUAAAUAAAGAAUCUGUGGAAAGGAAUACAUUUCUAAUUAAAAGCUUCUUUGGAAAAAUGGCCACAUCUCUCCUGAAGGGGCAAUGCUUUGUACUCAACCCUUCUGCCUCUUCUUCAUCCACAAUUUUAAUGAGGACAGCAUUGCUCGACUUUGAGCUGAAUCCAUUGGUUAUCUGACCCAGAACUUAGUACUGUUUUGUCUAUAAAUAUCUUAUUUUUAAAAUUAAAUCCUUGGGGAUUAUUUUUAGCAAGACGUACAGAGGUUCUGCAGUUUAAAAUCUUCUCUGUCUUCAUUUUUGAGACUAAGCAUACUGCAAAUGAUUCUAAGCAUUUCUUUGUAUAUGAAAAAUGUUGAAGCUUUA